GACUUUUAUGGAAUGUAGGUUUUCUGGGAUUGCGGCAGCCAAAAUGUCUGGUAAUGGGCAUAUGGGAAUGGAGGUGAUAAAAAUAUGUAUGGUGGUACAUUUUGUUGCGUCGGGGUUGUUGUUGCUAGGUGUUACUAUAACAAUGGUG
This is a messenger RNA of Lactuca saligna, 148 nucleotides long. The record is from the annotation of a GenBank genome assembly. NCBI's taxonomy places the organism in Eukaryota, Viridiplantae, Streptophyta, Magnoliopsida, Asterales, Asteraceae.